This is a messenger RNA of Solea solea (common sole), 1622 nucleotides long. It is a transcript of the gene apoeb, whose product is annotated as apolipoprotein Eb. Gene Ontology annotation, molecular function: lipid binding. Lineage: Eukaryota; Metazoa; Chordata; Actinopteri; Pleuronectiformes; Soleidae. The transcript has 4 exons. The record is from RefSeq and is a predicted model, not a curated record. Gene Ontology annotation, biological process: regulation of amyloid-beta clearance; lipoprotein catabolic process; lipid transport. Bases 21 to 935 code for a protein of 304 amino acids. Gene Ontology annotation, cellular component: intermediate-density lipoprotein particle; extracellular region.
GUCUACUUGGAUGUGUUUUCAUGGUAUUGCUGCAUUCUUUCACAGGUCUAUCACUCAAAACAACCAUGAAGUCUGUAGCUUUGGUCCUUGCUCUGGCAGUCAUCACCGGCUGCAAUGCCCGUGUGCUGCCCCAGGCUGAUGUCUCUGUAAGUCGCUGGGAGGACACCGUGGACCGGUUCUGGCAGUACGUCUCUGAGCUGAACAAGCAAGCCGAUGGAGUCCUGCAAAACGUCAAGAGCUCUCAGCUCAGCAGGGAGCUAGACACCCUGAUCACCGACACCAUGGCAGAGCUGAAAACCUAUAGAGAUGACGUCCAGACCAAGCUGACCCCCUUGACCGAAACCUCCACCGGUCAGCUGACUCAGGACCUGCAGCUUCUGGCCAACAAACUGCAGAAGGACAUGCUGGAUGCCAAGGAUCGCACCACCGACUAUCUGGGUGAGCUCAAGAGCAUGGUGGAGCUGAACAGUGAUGACGUCCGUGGCCGUGUUGGUGCCUACACCAGCAAGCUAAGGAAGCGCUUGGACAAGGACACCGAGGAGAUUCGCAACACCGUGGCCACUUACAUGGACGAGGUCCAGUCCCGCACUUCCCAGAACCUCGGCACCGUGAGGGAUCAUGUUGAGCCCUAUGUCCAGCAGACCAGUGACACCGCCUCCAAGAAGCUCAGCGACCUCUCUACCAUGCUGCAGAGCCAGGCUGAGGUUCUGAGCAAGCAGCUGGAGACCCAAGCCGAGGGCUUCAAGACCCAGGCCGAUGAUCUGAAGACCCAGGCUGAGUCUCUCAAGACCCAGCUGGAGGCCACUGCUGAGGAGCUGCGCGCCUCCCUGGAGGGCAAGAUUGGCGAUCUGACCGAUCUGCUGGCCCCAUACGCCACCAGGAUCCGCGAACAGCUUGACGCUGUGGUUGAAAAGGUCAAGGAAACUGCUGCCUAAACACAGACUGAGGGUUUUCAAGAGGGGGUUAAGAGUUACUGAUAUCUUCAUUUAAGCGUCUUGUGUUCAAGCUAAAGGGGUUUUAUUAGUGAAAGGAGGAAGCAUGGAUGCUUUGUUUUACAGCGACAGCCUUUCUCCUCGUUUGUUCCUAAUCAAUUUCCUUUCUCAUUGAACACAAGCACCACAGUUAAUAGCACAUACAGGUAACAACUAUUUGUAAUAUGCUUUGCUUGUUUACUAAACUGCUUCAGCUGUCCGACGACCACGCCUCCCUUAAAAGUUAGCAUCGCGUUUCUUUAUACGUUUUGUCUGGUUGUAAAUAUAACUGCUGUGUUUGAGCCACACAGGCAGGUUCUCCAGCCUGUAUCAUCCUCUCAACGAUCCAAACACACAGGUGUCACUAAAAUUUCCAAAAUGCACUGAAUAUAUGAUGAUCAAAAGUUAAGGGCACAUGCCGUACUGUACUGUGUCAUUUUUAUACAUUUUCAGUCGAUGCUGAACCACUGAAGCGACUGUGUUUCUUUUUGUGGCUCACAGAAAAAGUGUGAAAGUGUAAAAACUAGUGAGAAAAAGUGUAAUGCUGCCUGCCUUCUGUUCUUCUGUGUGAACACAUUGUCACAUGUCACAUGUCCACCUGCUGCUCACUAUCAGAACAGUACUGAGUGAAUAAAGAACCUGGGAAAAAGA